CGAUCGAGAAAAAGUUAGGGUUUUGUUAUUCUUUUAUCAGAGAGAGAAGCGAAAAAGAGGUUUUGAAUCAGAGAGAGUGGCGUCUGGUUGGGUUGAAGCCGGGACGGGAAAGAGUCGUCUCCGGGGUUUCUUUUCAUCUCUGUUAACGACUAUUGGAGGAGCGUUGCUUCAGAUCACAGAAGAAGAAGAACAACAACAAGGUUCAGUAAUGGCGUCUAGAGUCUCUGAUCUUCCUCAUCAGCGCAGAAUCGCAGGCGAAAUCAAAUCGAAGAAUGUUGCAGGACAUGGGAGACAAAGCCGAAAAGUUCUUGGAGAUAUUGGGAAUCUUGUCACUGGUCGUGAUGUUGUAACCGGAAAGGACGUUGUCAAGAAGGCGAAACCGCAACAGCAGACAAAGGCUGAGGUUAUUGUCAUCAGCCCUGAUGAAAACGAGAAAAGCUGCAAACCACAUUUUAGCAGAAGGACUCAUACAAGAGGAACCAAGACUUUUACCUCAACCUUAAGAGCACGAAGCAAGGCUGCUUCGAGCGGACUGAAAGAAAACGUAAAGGAGGAUCCUGUGAUUGAUAUUGAUGCUGUGGAUGCUGACAACGAACUUGCUGCUGUGGAAUACGUAGAUGACAUCUUCAAGUAUUACAAGACUGUAGAAGAGGAAGGAGGAAUCAAAGACUACAUAGGAUCACAGCCUGAGAUAAACGAGAAGAUGAGAUCGAUUCUGAUUGAUUGGCUUGUUGACGUUCACAGGAAGUUUGAGUUGAUGCCAGAGACGCUUUACCUAACCAUUAACCUAGUUGAUCGAUUUCUAUCUUUGGCUAUGGUUCCUAGAAGAGAGCUUCAGCUGUUGGGACUAGGUGCUAUGCUUAUAGCUUGCAAGUAUGAAGAGAUUUGGGCUCCUGAGGUUAAUGACUUCGUCUGUAUCUCGGACAAUGCCUAUUGCAGGAAACAGGUUUUGGCUAUGGAGAAAUCCAUCUUAGGAAAAGUUGAAUGGUACAUCACUGUUCCAACUCCUUAUGUGUUCCUUGGUCGCUAUGUUAAAGCUUCUGUUCCAUGUGACAUUGAGAUGGAGAAACUGGUGUUCUACUUGGCUGAGCUGGGACUUAUGAAGUAUCCUAUAGUUGUCUUAAACCGUCCAUCGAUGCUGGCUGCAUCAGCGGUUUAUGCUGCGCGUCAAACCCUUGGAAAGACGCCUGUUUGGACUGAGACCUUGAAACAUCACACUGGCUACUUGGAAGAUGAGAUAAUGGAGCAUGCGGAAAUGCUGAUGAAGUUAAGGGACUCGGCUUCAGAGAGUACACUAACUGCAGUGUUCAAGAAAUACUCUGUCUCAGAAAACGCUGAAGUUGCUCUUCUUUCUUCCCUCCAAGACUAAUCCGUUUCUUGUUCAUGAAGAAUUAAGAAACAAAACUCUAGUUUUUUGUUGAUCAUGUAGCUGUAAUGAUCUCUAUGUGUUCUUCUUCUUCGCUUUUGUUUCGGUUUGGUGUAGUAUUGGAAUCUCUGUGAGAUCUUUUUUGUAUGUGUGGUUUUUUCAUUUAUCUUAAGUUUCUCUUGGAUUCCGCUGAUUUAGUUUGACUGUUUUUUUUGUGAUAUUAUCUUAUUAAUAGAUCGUGUUAAUCCUUUUGUCA
Molecule: messenger RNA, 1622 nt
Organism: Camelina sativa (false flax)
Lineage: Eukaryota; Viridiplantae; Streptophyta; Magnoliopsida; Brassicales; Brassicaceae
Product: cyclin-B1-4
Biological process (GO): mitotic cell cycle phase transition
Molecular function (GO): cyclin-dependent protein serine/threonine kinase regulator activity
Source: RefSeq, a predicted model, not a curated record